Molecule: messenger RNA, 252 nt
Organism: Caenorhabditis briggsae
Lineage: Eukaryota; Metazoa; Nematoda; Chromadorea; Rhabditida; Rhabditidae
Exons: 3
Coding region: 1-252 (83 amino acids)
Source: RefSeq, a predicted model, not a curated record
AUGCUCAUCUACCCGCUUCUAAUUGCAAAAGGAUUCGGAAACAAUUGUCCAGUUCAAAGACACAUUUCUGAGGCAGGAGCCAACCACAUCCAAAUUACAGAAAUAAUAAACGCGUAUAACUUGGCUCCUGGAAUUGAAGCAAUGACUGGUUUCUCGGUUGAAAGCAGUCAUCCAACGUAUUCGAAGAACAAGGCUUUUGCAGGUGUCUAUGGCCAUGUUAAAGUGGAUGGAAACAACGCUGCUCAAAUGUAG